GUACACGUAUCUGAUGGCAAUCUGGAUCAAUAAUCAGAUCUAGGGCAGGAGUUUUUGAGUUUCUCAUGAGAUUCGCAGAGUUAUGCAUUGCAAAUGCCAUAAUUGCUUGAAACUCUAAGCAAGUCUUGCUGCCCUGGCAUGACCUUGAUCAUUGUUUUAGGAUACAUUGUGUUAUUCACAAUUUACCUCUGAAUGGGGGAAGCUAAUAGUGAAGUUUGUGGGGCGGUGUUAAGUGAAGGAUUGAUGGAAUUUGAGAAGCCAAAGGUUGCUCCUUUGGAAUGUGAAAAUAAAAAUGUGGUGGGGGGCACGGAAUCAGAGCUGUAUAGCAAGAAGAAGGCAGAUGAUCUUCUAGCUCAUAUUGACAUUGAGGGCUUCAUGCACAACCAAACAUGUGAAAGACCGAAGAACAAUGAAUUGGAGUCACUUGCUGAGGGGAAGGGAAAUGAUGACCCAAAUUGUCAUGGUUUAAAACACUGUUCUACUAAUGAAGUGAAGGAAGUUUCAAAUGAUGAUAUGUUCUCAGAAGUCUCAAAUCCUAAUUUGUCACCUUGGGAUCACACUUCGAGCUUCCAGACAAUAAGUAGUUCACUGGUUGAGUGCACAAUUAAUUCUCAAGUUGUUUGUGCUGAAAUAACAUCUUCUUGUUCAGGCAGAGAAGAAAGUUUAGACGUGGAAGACCCAACAAGCAAUGAAGCAUCUGGACCGGAUACUGCAACACGUAUAGUACUUGAAAUUCCAAAGGAAUUUAACACCACUGGUGUUAGGAAGAUUACAUUAAAGUUCAGAGAAAGCACUGAUAAGAGUCAACUCUCAGUUUUGACUACCUCACCUUUCACUAAGGGAGACCUUUUUGGAUUUAAUAAUCAUUCAGUUUGGAAUCCUGUAGAACCUAGUGGUGUGGAUGUGGAAUUCGAUUCAAGCACAACUAAGGAAUUGUAUCAAACAGGGAAUCCUUGCCUACAUCCUCCUAACAUGGGACUGAAAAUGACUAAGAAGGUUGUUCCUGACAUCUACCCGACCAAUGUCAAGAAGCUCUUAUCAACAAAGAUAUUGGAAGGAGCACAUGUGAAGUAUAUUUCAACAUCUGGCCAGAAACAGCUUCCUGGGAUUGUAAAGGAUUCUGGGUAUUUAUGUGGAUGCUCUUUCUGUAACUUCUCCAAGGUUUUGAGUGCCUAUGAAUUUGAGUUGCAUGCUGGCGGAAAGACCAGACACCCAAAUAAUCAUAUAUAUUUGGAGAAUGGAAAGCCCAUUUAUAGCAUAAUCCAUGAACUAAAGACUACACGGCUCGACCUUAUCGAUCCAAUGUUAAAAGACGUGGCUGGUUCUUCCAUUAAUGAGCAAAAUUUGAAGACAUGGAAAGGAACACUCCUGCUGAGCCGUGAUGGUGUUGGGUCAAACAGCUUUUAUGAUGGCAAUUCACCAGGCAUCUUUCAUUCUACAGCAAGUCAGUGGACAAAAGAUUGCAUCUCUGCUCAAAAUUCCUAUACUGAGUUCUUCCUGAAUCAGCAUACUAUCAUGGAUAUGCCAGAGGAGCAAAAACAUGUGCGUAAAAAGGCAAGAUUAUUCACAGGUUCAGUUACUGAACAGAAGAAAACUUCUGAAGGUGGCCCAAAGAAAAGGGAUAAUGACCUGCAUCGGUUGCUAUUCAUGCCGAAUGGACUUCCUGAUGGAACUGACUUGGGCUAUUAUUCAAAGGGAAAGAAAAUUCUUGGGGGCUACAAGCAUGGAAAUGGUAUACUUUGUAGUUGUUGCCACACCGAGAUAAGUCCAUCCCAAUUCGAAGCUCAUGCUGGAUGGGCUGCUAAACGUCAACCUUACCGUCACAUAUUUACCUCUAAUGGAUUGACGUUGCAUGAUAUUGCUUUAAUGUUAGCAAGUGGUCAAAGUGUUGCCACCAACAGUAGUAAUGAUAUGUGUUCUGUGUGCGGUGAUAGAGGAGAAUUAAUCAUGUGUGAUGGAUGCCCUCAGGCUUUUCAUGCAGCCUGUUUAUGUGUUGUCGGUGUGGAUUAUGCUCCAUCCAGCAAUUGGCUUUGUCCACACUGUCAACCUAGACCCGAAAGAAAUGGACAAGAUACAAAUGCAGAAUCUAGGCCUAUUAUUAUACGUCUCACUAGGGUGGUUAAAGCACCAUCAUAUGAAAGUGGGGGUUGUGUGGUGUGCAGGAUACCAGAUUUUAGUCCUGAAACUUUUGAUGACCGAACAGUUAUGCUAUGCGACCAAUGUGAGAAAGAGUACCAUGUUGGCUGCUUGCGUAAAAUUGGGCUUUGUGAUCUUAAGGAAUUGCCAACAGAGAAAUGGUUUUGCUGUUGUGAAUGCAAUACAAUUUAUUUAGCCCUUCAGAAUUGUGUUAUGAAGGGAUCUGAGGCGGUUAAUCCUUCAGUAUCAGCUACCAUAACUAAAAAGCAUUUAGAGAGAGGUUUAUCUGAUGGAGAUACUAAUGAUAUCCAAUGGAGAAUUUUGAGUGGGAAAAGUCGCUAUGCAGAGCAUCUACCACUAUUAUCCAAGGCUGCUGCAAUCUUCAGGGAAUGCUUCGAUCCAAUUGUAGCCAAAACUGGACGUGAUCUUAUACCUGUAAUGGUGUAUGGGCGGAACAUAUCUGGUCAAGAGUUUGGUGGUAUGUAUUGUGUUGUCCUCUUGAUCAAGUCAGUUGUUGUAUCAGCUGGUCUUCUUAGGGUUUUUGGACAAGAGGUUGCUGAGCUUCCUUUGGUGGCUACGAGUAGGGAAUACCAGGGGAAGGGCUAUUUCCAUGCAUUGUUUGCAUGUAUUGAUAUGCUACUACAUUCCAUGCACGUUAAAAACCUAGUGCUACCUGCUGCUGAGGAAGCUGAAUCUAUCUGGACAAAGAAAUUAGGGUUUAGAAAGAUGACCGAUGAGCGGGUCAGUUUAUUUUUCUUUUAGCUCAGUUUCUACAUCUAGGCAUGUUGGGAGUUUGGAAAUUGUUAAACUGUUCAGGUCAAACCUCCAUCUCAGCAGUUUUCAAAAUUUGCUACUAACAUCUUACAUCGACACAGCAUUACAAAGACUGGGAGUUGUGUUUAUGUCAACGGUCUAUCUUCCACAAUCUUUUGAAUUUAUACUACUGAAACUAAGUAUACAGCAGCAGUCACUUGUCUCUAACUAUCUCAAUUCAGUGUUGGCAGGAACUGCGAUUUUAGGCUACAGUUAAGGUUUGAGAUGUUGUCUAACCAUUUAUCAAUCUGUAAACAGUAUUUGAGGUACUCAAGAGACUUCCAGUUGACGGUUUUCAAGGGGACUUCAAUGUUGGAGAAAAAAGUGCAGCAGGCAUGCAUAUGAUGGAUGCUUUGUGAUCCAUUAAUUGUGAAGUUUCCGAGGUGUGCGGUUGGCAAAUCAAUCUUGCUUGUGUAGGUGGAGACCUCUAGAAGCACAUUGGCUGUUACAAAGUUCAGGAUUACUGAGUUCCAUCUAUACUGAUCAUUAAAUAAGUAAGUCUCUUAUUCUUUCCCUGCCGUCUCAUCGAAAAGAAGUGCGUAGCUUUUUUGACAAUGAACAAAAAGGAGCAUGCUAUCAUUUGACUACCCAUGGAUCUACCUUUUGUUUUGGGUUUUCAUGGAAUUCAUUCUCUCCUUCCUCGUGUACAUGAUCCCUGAGACCUGGAAAUAAAUUUUGAUUUUGUUAGUUCAACGACAUAAAGGACUUCUAUAUUUUACUUGUCAGUGUUUUGGUGAUACCUUUAAUCUCCGUUGAAUUGUCUUAGAUGAAAAGAAAAGGAAAAAAGAUUU
Molecule: messenger RNA, 3740 nt
Organism: Cuscuta campestris
Lineage: Eukaryota; Viridiplantae; Streptophyta; Magnoliopsida; Solanales; Convolvulaceae
Source: the annotation of a GenBank genome assembly